CCUCCCAGCGCAGCAACUUUUCCCCUCAGCCGUUUAAACUUCGGUAACCGGUCAAAAUCAUGGGAAAACUGAAUUUUUACGUCCUUUGGUCCCUGCGUGACGCUCCCCGGCAGUUUAGUAGUAAGUCCAACAGAAGGCGCUUCCAGGUCCACAUCCCGCUGCCUCUUCCCAAACACCUGGUCAUCUUCGGCUUGGGAGAAUGGCCGUGCAAAGACGCAACGUUGUCGGCCGAGGUGGUGGUCGGGGAGGGCGUCCCGGCGCAGAACAUAGGGACGCUGUCCGCUCAGAUAAAGUGUCUGACCUGGGAAGGUGACUGGAGCGAUGACGUCACCGCGGUGGCUGCAGAGAGGGCCAGGAAAGGAGUGUAUGGCAAGAUAGUGCUGAAGGUCUGCGGAGAGGACGACCUCAGCGUCGCUGGCAGCCCGUCUUUGGCCCAGAGGAGGCGCCUGAUGUCAGAGCAAAGUGUGACGGACCUCUCCAGUACUUUACAGGAAACAGCGGAAAACGAAACGAUGAUCUCAGAGAUCUCACACAACAACGGUGCUUCUGAGAUCCAAGUGAAUAAAGUUGACACCAGUGACUCCCCCCACCCUGCAGCGUGGCCUACGGAUAAGACACCCAGGCGUGCCGUCGUUAGUCGGCGAGCCCGCCUGACGUGGAGCUCAGAGGAUAUGGACAGUCUCUCAGAGGACAAAGCGUCCACCCCCAAGAAAAGGAAGCUGCGCAGGAUGAGCAGCCAGGAGGAAAUGACGGCGCAGAUUAAGAGCGAGAGCAGGCAAGUUUCAGCGCGUCCGUCAAAGCGCUGGAGCCAUGCUAUGUGUCUGAGCGACCCAGAUACGGCCGUCCUCAUCGGGGGGGAAACGUCGGAUCAGAACUACUGCAAGGAUUCCCUGUGGAAGCUGGAGUUGGACAGUGACUUCUGGUUCCCUAUGAGCUGUUCUGCCUCUGGACCAGUGCCUCCAUGCGCCCGAGGACACACGGCAACCUUUGACCCAGACUCUAAGGCGGUCUUUCUGUACGGUGGCCUGAGGGAGGGUCAGCGCUACGCCGAGCUGUACAUCCUUAACACUCUGACCUGGACCUGGAGGCUUGUCACUGCGAAAGGGAGCGUGCCGAAUCUGUCGUACCACUCGGCUGUGUUCUACCAGAAAGAGCUUUUUGUGUUCGGAGGAGUUCGGCUCAGCCACGCGCUGGGAGAUAAAUCCUGCAGCAACGCUCUCUACAUCUUCAGCCCAGAGUAUGAGCUCUGGUACCAGCCCAUUGUGGAGGGGGACAGACCUCUGCCUCGCUUUGGGCACUCGGCUACGCUUCUUGGACAGAAACUGAUCAUUUUUGGAGGACGAAAGACGGCCGCCUACCUAAACGAUCUUCAUAUUUUGGAUCUGGGACUGAUGGAGUACACAGCUGUGAAAUACGCCAACAUGCCACCGUUGCCUCGAGGGUUUCAUGCAGCAGUGCCAGUGUUGGAUAACCGGAUUUUGAUCAGUGGAGGCUGCAGCGCGAUCGGAGCUCUGCAGGACGUGCAUGUCUUCAACACAGACACCGGCAUGUGGAGCUCAGUGGCAUGCCCCCUGCUUUGCUCCAAACCCCGAGCAGGACACAGCAUGAUAAAUCUACAAACGGAGCAGGAUGAAAACAGAAACAUCAAGUGCUCAGUGCUGGUCUUCGGUGGCUCCGACUGCUCGGGUUCCUUCUACGACGACACGAUAAAGUGUCCCGUGGAAAUUUCUGGUGACAAAUGAUUCCGUUCAUGCAGCUGCAGAUAACUGAUGUAAGAGGUGAACCUCUCCUUCGCUUAACCCUGGCUGUAAAUCCUCCAUAGCGUGACCACAAAUUGUGCACCAGCGA
Messenger RNA from Fundulus heteroclitus (mummichog), 1848 nucleotides. RefSeq lists its product as uncharacterized. NCBI's taxonomy places the organism in Eukaryota, Metazoa, Chordata, Actinopteri, Cyprinodontiformes, Fundulidae. The record is from RefSeq and is a predicted model, not a curated record. The transcript has 13 exons. Gene Ontology annotation, molecular function: protein binding. Bases 60 to 1742 code for a protein of 560 amino acids.